Loa loa (African eye worm) is the source of this 288-nucleotide messenger RNA. RefSeq lists its product as hypothetical. The transcript is spliced from 2 exons. Gene Ontology annotation, molecular function: UDP-glycosyltransferase activity. NCBI's taxonomy places the organism in Eukaryota, Metazoa, Nematoda, Chromadorea, Rhabditida, Onchocercidae. The record is from RefSeq and is a predicted model, not a curated record. The coding region runs from base 1 to 288 and encodes 95 amino acids.
AUGGGUACCGCAGAACGAUCUUCUCAUCAGAGCCAAAAUUUCCGUUAUUCCAUUGUGGAACUCAAUUACUACUUCAUGGAAGUUACGGAUCACCACAAACUUUUGGCUUUUGUAUCUCACUGCGGCCAAAACAGUCUCAUGGAAAGUGUUAGUGUUGGAGUACCACUCAUUUGCAUACCACUAUUCGCUGAUCAGGUCAGAAAUGCCGGCACAGCAAAGAAUAGGAAUGUGGCAAUUGUUCUGAAUAAAGAAAGUCUUACGGCAAAUGGCUUAGCCUCCGUCACUUAA